AUGGCGCCCCCCACGCGCCUCGCUUUACCGCUGUUAGUUUCGGCCUUGGUGCUGCUGGUCCUUCUUCCGGUGUCGGCACAGGAGGUCCCGAGCGGCGGCAGCAGUGUAAACGGCUACAGCCUGCACCCGCCGUACUUCAACCUGGCCGAGGGCACCAAGAUUACAGCCACUGCUACCUGCGGGGAGGACGAGGCUGGGAAGAGCGUACCGGACCUCUACUGCAAGUUGGUUGGCGGCCCGGUGUCCGGAGACCCGGGUCAGACAAUCCAGGGCCAGUACUGUGACAUCUGUCGCCAUGGUGACAGUGACCGCGCCCAUCCCAUCACCAACGCCAUUGAUGGGACAGAGCGAUGGUGGCAGAGCCCGCCAUUGUCACGCAGCACCGAGUUCAACCAAGUCAAUGUGACGCUAGACCUCGGACAGCUCUUCCAUGUAGCCUACGUGCUCAUCAAGUUCGCCAACUCUCCUCGUCCAGAUCUGUGGGUCCUGGAAAGGUCAGUGGACUUCGGGCAGACAUACCAGCCAUGGCAGUACUUCUCCUCCUCCAAGCGAGACUGCAUCGAGCGCUUCGGACAGCAAACCAUCGAGAGGAUCUACAGUGACAAUGAUGUCAUUUGUACCACUGAAUAUUCCCGAAUUGUUCCUUUGGAAAAUGGAGAGAUUGUGGUAUCACUUGUGAAUGGACGCCCUGGAGCAAUGAACUUUUCUUACUCCCCCGUUCUGCGUGACUUCACCAAAGCCACCAACAUCCGCCUGCGCUUCCUGCGUACCAACACUCUUCUCGGACACCUAAUGGGGAAAGCACUGCGAGAUCCCACUGUCACUCGCCGGUACUACUACAGUAUCAAGGACAUCAGCAUUGGUGGACGCUGCGUGUGUAAUGGACAUGCUGAAGCAUGUAGUGCUCAGGACCUCAACGACCCAUACAAGCUACAGUGCGACUGUCAGCACAACACCUGCGGUGCAUCAUGUGACCAGUGUUGUCCCGGAUACCACCAGCUACCGUGGAAACCGGCCACCACUUUCAGUGCCAAUGAUUGUGAACCAUGCAACUGUCAUCGGCACUCGUUCGACUGCUUCUACGAUAGUGAUGUAGCUGAGCGCCAUGGCAGCCUCGACAUCCAUGGACAGUACAGAGGGGGCGGAGUCUGCCUCAACUGUCAGCAUCACACCACUGGCGUUAACUGUGAGCGCUGUGCCCUUGCCUACUAUAGAGCGCCAGACACUCCCAUUGACUCACCACUGGCUUGCGCACCAUGUGACUGUGAGUCUCCAUUCAUGGAUGGUACUUGUGAGGACCUUACAGGGCGUUGCUUCUGCAAAGAAAACUAUGUUGGCGACAACUGCGACCAGUGUGCUGAUGGCUUCUUCAACUUCCCGGAGUGUUACCCUUUUCCAACGUAUCCUGGCAACAACAAUGGUGAGGUCAAACCAGCUGGAGAAAUUAUCAACUGUGAGUGUAGCGCUGCUGGCACCAUUGACAACUCUUGUAGACCUGACCCACAAAGCAGAAGAUGUGUGUGCAAGCCCGGCUUCACUGGCAACCACUGUGACAUAUGUGCGUCGGGCUUUCACGGACUCAACUGCCAGGCGUGUCAGUGUUCAGGUCCGGGUUGCCUGGAUGGUUCGUGUGACUCUAUCACUGGUCAUGGCUUCUGUCGCAGUGGUUUCCAUGGUUAUAAUUGCGACCAAUGUGCACCAGGCUACUUCAACUACCCACUCUGUGAAUUAUGUGGUUGCAGUUCUGUGGGCUCACUGCCUGAAGUAUGCGACCAGUCCGGUCGCUGUCUAUGCAAAUCAGAAUUCCAGGGUCCUCGGUGUGAACGGUGCCGAUCUGGAUUCCACUCUUACCCCAACUGUCAAGUGUGCACGUGUGACCCCCGCACCUCAUCUGACACCAGUUGCACGGCAUCGGGUCAGUGCCACUGCCGGCCGAACUACAGCGGCGCAUCAUGUAACCAAUGUGCACCCGGUUAUUACGGCUACCCCAGCUGCACACCAUGCCAAUGUUCGACAGAAGGUUCUCGCUACAGCAGCUGUGAUCAGACAACAGGUCAAUGUGUGUGUCUACACAACGUUCAAGGCCUGCACUGUGACAGCUGUGCACGCGACACCUAUGGCUUCCCAAACUGUCAAGCUGGCACAUGCCAUCCUGCUGGUUCCAUUAAUUACGUUGUUCCUCCUCCUGUGGGCCAAUGCGAGUGUCGCGAAGGAGUGGAGGGCGAGGCCUGUGACCGUUGUAAACCUCUGUACUGGAACCUCUCCCCAGAUGUUCUUGAAGGAUGCACGAAGUGCGAGUGCCAUGUCGCUGGCACGCUGAGCGGUGUCGCUGAGUGCGCACAGGAAAGCGGUCAGUGUCACUGCAAGCCAAAUGCCUGUAGCGGCACUUGUGCCACCUGCAAAGAUGGCUUCUACAACCUGCAGGAGCACAGCUACUUUGGCUGCCAGGGCUGUCAGUGCGAUAUUGGAGGCUCUGAGGGCCAGGCCUGUGACGAGCGGAGUGGCCACUGUCGUUGUAGGCCCAAUGUGCACGGACCCAAGUGCAACUUAGCUGCUGCGGAUCAUUAUUUCCCUGACCUUCACCACCUCAAGUUUGAGGUAGAAGAGGGCACAAUGUUGGAUGGCCGGCCAGUGCGCUUCGGUUACGACCCUAUGGAAUUCCCUGGCUUCAGCUGGAGGGGUUAUGCUCAAAUGUCCCUCAUCCAGUCCAAGGUGCUGGUGCCUGUGUGGGUAAGUUCUCCAGACCUGUUUCGGAUGGUGCUGCGAUACACCAACAUGGCGGGUGUGGAAGUCCGAGGUCGCGUGUCAGUGCUGGAGGACCAUGGGAGAAACUUCUGUGCCAACUGUUCCGAGCAGUCUAAGGAGAUUGUCUUCGCCCCCAGCACUGGGCCAGUCUUCGUCAACAUUCCUCAAAACAAUUUUGUAGAACCUUUUGUUCUCAACCCUGGAACUUGGACUGUGCUCAUAGAGGCUGAAGGAAUCCUGCUAGAUUUUUUGGUGCUUUUGCCCAGCGCCUACUAUGAGGCUCCAAUCCUGCAAAUGCAUGUCACAGAGCCUUGCAUGUUCAACUUACAACCAGACGCCAGCCACAACUGUCUCCAAUAUACGUACUUGUCUCUGGACCCCUUCCCCUCCGUGUCGGGCAAUGAUGCCAGUUGUCGCCAUGACAACCAUCUUCCACGCCCCUGCCCCACCGAAAGGGUCACCCAACGCCAUCCUGACAUGGCCGUCUGCAGUGGUUACGAUAUCAGCGUGGAGAUGCAAGUAAAUGUGAAGAAAGAGGACGUUUAUGUGCUGGUAGUGGAGUACGCUAACGUGAAUGAAUUACCACAAACGCUUGCCGUUACCUCCAAUUUGCCAGGAGCCCAGACACGGCAACACAGUGUUACCUUGAUACACUGCACCUUCAGCUUCCUGUGUCGAGCAGUCGUUGUCGAUGAACAGAAGCGUGUCGCACUCUUCUCUCUGUCUGGUGACAUGGAGCUCCAGCUAUCUGCUGAUAGUGCCAACUUUUUUUUGCACAAAAUCUACCUGGUUCCUCAAGAGCACUUCACCAUGGAAUAUGUGGAACCUAAGGUCCUUUGCAUCAGCACUCACGGACACUUCUCCCAGGACAGCUCUUCCUGCAUCCCCUCACGCUUCCAGAUGCCAUCCAACUCACUGGUCCUGAAGGAGGGCCAGAGCUCCAACAUGCAGAAACCCAUCUUGGCCUCCCCUGGUGCUGACUUCCCACUGCCUGGCCCCAAGACGGAACCUUCAGCCUGGGCAGCAACAGAGCGACCACCUCAGGCAGUGGACAAUGGCGACCACAUCAGAUUGGACUCGCAGCAGAAUGCCGCUGUAUACGCUACUCAUGUCCACACACUGGGACGCUAUGUCUUCAUCCUCCACUAUCACCAACCUCUGCACCCCUCUUACCCCAUCCAUGUCUACAUCAAUGGCGGGCGCAUCUGGAAAGGCCAUGUCAACGCCUCCUUCUGUCCACAUGCGUACGGAUGUCGGAAUGUUUUGGUGGCAGAAAACCAGAUCAUCCUAGACGUGAGCGACCACAAUCUCUUCCUCACAGUACAGGUUCCUGCAGAUAAAACACUGUGGCUGGACUACGUGCUGGUGGUGCCUGAAUCCAGCUAUAGCUCCAGAUACCUGAGCGAGGAGCCACUGGACAAAUCCUAUGACUUCAUUAGCAACUGUGGCCAAAACAGCUUCUUCAUCAAUCCGUCCAGUGCCUCCUCCUUCUGUCGCCGUGCUGCCACUUCGCUGUCGGCCUUUGUCAACAAUGGCGCACUACCGUGCGCGUGCCAUGAAGUUGGUGCAGAGAGUGACACCUGCGAGUCUUUUGGUGGCCAGUGCCGCUGCAGGCCCAACGUGAUUGGUCGAGACUGCUCCAUGUGCGCCACGGGGUACUGGGGCUUCCCGAACUGCCGGCCUUGUAAUUGCGGUACUAGACUGUGUGAGCCCAUGUCAGGCGAAUGCAUCUGCCCACCUCGGACCCUGCUCCCGGAGUGCACUGAGUGUGAGCCGCAAACGUUUGGCUGCCAUCCGCUGGUUGGAUGUGAGGCUUGCAACUGUUCUCGCCCCGGAACCGUAACACCUGACGUUAACUGCGACAUGCUCAGCGGACAGUGCAGAUGCAAGAACAAUGUGGUUGGUCGCCAGUGUGACCGCUGUGCAUCUGGAUAUUACGGUUACCCAAAUUGUCAACCAUGUGAUUGUAAUGAGGCAGGAACUGAGGAAGAAGUGUGUAACUCUUUCACAGGACAAUGUCAGUGCAAGGAAAACGUAGAGGGUUCUCGCUGUGACCAGUGCAGAGUUGGUACAUUCCACUUAGACCCAACUAACCCUAAAGGUUGCACCAGCUGCUUCUGCUUCCGUGCCACAGAUCGCUGCAGAAGUUCGGAAAAGAGAUACAGCGAGAUAAUGAACAUGGAAGGCUGGGUGCUACUCAGUGCUGACAAACAAGAAGUGCCAGUCAACGUGUAUCUGGAUCAGGACCUGGUGGAGGCCGACCUUAGUGACAUUCCCGAUGUGUACCAGGACCUUCACUGGCAUGCACCCCAAACCUAUCUCGGAGACAAAGUCUCAUCUUACGGAGGUUACCUGAGGUAUCGCCUUCACACACAGACGAUGAGAGGAGACGUCUGGUCUCUUCACGUUGAGCCACCUAGACCUGAUAUAAUCCUGAAGGGCAACCAGAUGACACUGGUGUUCUUGGAGCGUGAAUAUUCUUCUCCCGAGGAGCCGCAUUUGGGAAUUGUGCAUAUGGUGGAGGGAAGUUUCCGCCACGCUCAGACUGGCAACUCAGUCUCCCGGGAGGAGCUUAUGAUGGUUCUGGUGGCUCUGGAGUCCCUGCAGAUCCGAGCCCUUCAUUCUCAGUCGGCACACUCAGUCUCACUUCGUGGCGCCGUGCUCGAAGGUGCAGAAAGCUUGCCCGCUGGUCGCCAUGCCAACAAUGUGGAGCUCUGCAUGUGUCCUGCCAACUACCUGGGAGACUCUUGUCAGAAAUGUGCUCCGGGUUUCUACAGGGACAGCAUUGGCCUCUUCCUGGGAAAAUGCGUGCCAUGCAACUGUAAUGGACAUUCGGAUCAAUGUAUGGACAUAUCAGGAAUUUGCCUGAACUGCCAACACAACACUGCCGGUGACCAUUGUGAGAAAUGCAAGGGCGGUUUCCUCGGCAACAAUAGUGUGAAUGGCCAGGCGCUGUCAUGUUCCAGUUGUCCAUGCCCACUUCAAGUGCCAUCCAACAAUUUUGCUGUAGGUUGCGUGCAGAAGAAUGAGCGCAUGCAAUGCUUGUGUAUGCCAGGUUACGCCGGGCCACAUUGUGAAAGGUGCGCACCCGGUUACUACGGUAACCCUAUGGUACUGGGAAGUACAUGCCAGCCAUGCAAUUGCCAUGGCAACACGGACCCCAACAUGCUAUUCACAGACUGCCACCCACUGACUGGCGAGUGUCUGAGCUGCAUGCAUAAUACAACCGGGCCUCACUGUGAAGUGUGCGCCCCUGGUUACCACGGUGAUGCCAUCUUUGCCAAAAACUGCACUAAAUGCAGUUGUUCACCAUGUGGCACUGAGUCAUGUGACCCACAUACUGGGCAGUGCCGCUGCAAACCCGGAGUGAGUGGCCCACAAUGUCACCACUGUCAGGAUGGCAUGUUUGGCUUUGAGUCAUGCGCCGGGUGUCGUAUAUGUGACUGUGACGCCUCAGCAGCACUAGUGCAGCCCUGUAACCCUCAGAGCGGCCAGUGUAAGUGUCAACCUGGAGUCAAUGGACCUAACUGUCGCCAGUGUGCUCCCGGAUUCUGGGACUACGGACCUGACGGAUGCAAGCGGUGCGACUGCAGGGGCGGACACUGCGACCCACGAACCGGAGAGUGUCACUGUCGGGAAGGCAUGACGGGAAAGCAGUGUGAAAUCUGCUUGAAUGAACACAACAUUCUUGUCGCGCAUGGUCAAGACCUGCAUUGUGAAGCAUGUGACAGCUGUGUCAUUGUGCUGCUUGAGGCUCUGCACGAGAUCGACUUUGACUCGCUUGCUGCACAGCUGCACAACCUCAACGCCAGCACCAUGGCCUGGACACAGCUGCGCAAGCUCAACGCGUCGUUGGAUGAUGCCGCUCACGUCAUUGACAAGUACAACAGCUCUCUUGCCGAUGGCCGCCAUCACGCCAAGGUACUGGAGGGUGAAAUUGUGAACAUCAGUGCUGACGUGGAUAUGCUGCAGCACAAGAGUGCAACGACGGCGGAGCGAUCCGACAUGCUGGCAAACAGCACAUCUGACACUCACCAAAAGGCGGAAGACCUGUUAACCUCCAUCCACACAUUGACCAUGGAUUUAAAUGACAUCAUGCGACUGGCCAAUGGCUCGCUGAACAACACUGAAAUACUAGAUGUUGACGAGCGGGAGAGAAAGAUGAGAGAGGUGGAAGCCAUGUUGGGCAAGAUGAGGAGCAGAAGCUGCGAGGGACAGAAGGAAACAGCAGACCGAGAGAAGACGGAGGCGGAAAAAUUGUUGGAGCAUGUGCACGAGGGCUUGGCGCGCCGUCAUGAGCACAAUGAGAAUGCGGUCAAAGCCGCAAAUGACUACCUGUCCCGCUUCCACGGCAACAUGAUGGAGCUUCGAGACGCUCUGAAUGAGGCCAUCGACAAGUUGGCCCGGGCUGCCGAGAUCAACAACAGCAAUCAGAAGACGCUGGACGAUAACAAGAGAAGAGUGGAUGAGCUGACAUCCAAACGUGAUGAUGUAGAGGAGCAUGUGGAUAUGGCGGAAGACCUCGUAGUUGAAGUCAAUGAACUGUGGUCCAAGCUGCAUGACUCCAAAGAGGAUUAUGAGCGUUUGGCGGCCCAGCUGGAUGGUGCCAGGACGCCAUUGUCCAAGAAGGUGCAGGACUUCACGUGGGCCGACUCCAAGAUACCCCUAGUGGAGGAAGCUGAGCGGCAUGCUGAUAUGCUCCAUGCUUUGUCCAUGAACUUGUCCAGCUUUGUGGAGGAAACAAAGAGCGAAGGUUUGGUGGACGUGACCAAAGCCUACAACAAGAUCAUCAACGCUAUCAAAGCAGCUGAGAAAGCGGCACACGAGGCAGACGAAGCUGCUACGAAUGCGCUGGAGAACGUGAGGGAGCAGAACCUCCGCCACAUGGCAAACUCACUGAGGAAUCGCAGUGUGGCACUGAAGGAGGAAGUAGAAAACCUCGAUGAGGAACUCAAAAAUGAGUUAAAACCGCAGCUGGAUGACGCUUGGAAGCAAUUGAACGAUAGCAAAACCAAACUAAACCAAGUGGCAACGGAUUUUGAAACGGCCCAGAACAACCUGAACUCCUCCUCAAAUGUCAGUCAAGACAUUGAUGCAGCCAAGCAAGCAAUAAAUCAGGCCAAUGCUUCAGUCUCACAAGUUAACGACGUCCUACGUCCAAUCAGAGAGCAGUUAGACCAAUGGCAGCAGACUUACAGUGACGGCAACACAACCAACCAGGAUGUUAAUGAGGCUCUGAGGGAGGCCAACAAGACAGUGAACAUGCUUGGCGACACUAUCCCCCUCCUCCUGAACAAGCUGGACAAGCUGCACAACCGCUCGGCGCAGAUGCCCAACAUCUCGGAGAACAUCAGCCGCAUCCGACAACUCAUUCAACAGGCGCGCAAUGCUGCUAGCAAGGUGAGCGUUCCUGUAAAGUUCAAUGGUUCAUCGGGCGUUCAGGUGCGCACCCCGUCCAACCUGGCCGACCUAGCGUCUUACACGUCUCUCAAGUUCUUCAUCACAUUGCCUGAAGCGGUGCGCUCCCGCCGGCAGGAUGACAGCACCAAGGAGUUUGUCUUUUACCUCGGCAACAAGGAUUCUACUAAGGAUUUCCUUGGAAUGGCGCUGGAGGGAAAAAGACUGCGCUGGUACUUCAACAUCGGAGGAGAAACGGCACAAGUAUUAAUGUCUGAGGAUGUCAAAUCCAAUGGGAACUUCAACAGUGUGGUUCUCGAGAGGAUCCUACAAUAUGGGCAGAUGUCCAUGUCCUCCGAGGCCUCUGAAGGCGACCAGCACGUCACCAAAGCCUAUGUGGAGGCAGGGGGAGAUCAGGGGCUUCUUAACCUUUUGACCAAUGACACGCUGUUCUACGUGGGGGGCUACCCCAGCACUUUUAAGCCCCCGGCCCCACUGGCCCUGCCCAGCUUCAAAGGCUGCAUAGAGUUAGACACAUUGAAUGAGGAAGUCCUUAGCUUGUACAACUUCGAGAACAUCUUUCAACUGAACACCACAAAGGACAAGCCUUGUGGCAGGUCCAAGCCUACGCUGACACAGGCCUGGGUGAAUGACGCAGCUUAUUUCGAUGGCACCGGCUUUGCGGAGAUCUCCUUCAGUAAUGAGUCGGCACGCAUGCAACGAUUCGAGCAGGAAGUCAAGCUGAUCUCCCAUAAAGGGAUUUUGCUGCUGCUUCAAAACAAAGAUCAGUUCCUGUGUCUGGCCGUGAUCCGGGGCCACCUGAAGGUUUUCUUCCAGUUUGGCGGAGAGAUGGAGGAGUUCCAGCCCAAAGAUCCCACCUCCCCGCUCCUGAGAGUCAGCGAUGCCAAUCCCAAAGUGUUGGAGAUCAUCAUCCUGAGAUCUUCUCCAUAUCGAGUGGUAGUGAGGAGCAAUCGCAUCCAGUUGUUCACCCAUGUUUUUUCUGAGAACAUCCCAGCCUUUGGAGGCACAUACUUUCUGGGAGGAGUUCCUGAGCACAACAUGCCUGACAGGUUGCGGCCCAUAUUUCCACAGCAGGGCUCACUGAAAGGAUGUUUCCGCAAUGUCAAGGCUCAGAACUCCCACAUCGACCUGAAGAGGAUGAAGAGCUCUGGAGUCAGUUUUGGUUGUGACAGUGACCUGCUGGUGGCUCGUGAGGCUCAUUUUUCAGGUCAGAGCUACCUGGACUUGGCGCUGAGCAACGUUCCUGAACUCAGGAGCAAUUUCUAUGCCAGUUUUAGCUUCAGGACUGAACAUAAGGAUGGACUCAUGUUCUUCCAUCACGACAAGGACGGCAUUUGUAAGGUGUUCCUUCAUGAAGGUCAUGUGGUAGUGAGAGCAGGAAACACGGAGGUGAGGACACAGAAGACCUACAAUGACAACAACAGUCACUACGUGGCCAUCUACAACAACAACAACGGAUUGCGCAUGUACAUGGACGAUGUGCUGGAGAAGUCCAAGGAUGGUGUCUUGCUGGACACGAGAGAGCGUAGCUUGACAGCCAGCUUGGAGGGGCACACCUUCUUGGGAGGAAUGCCCGAUCAAGGCCUGAGCAACCUGACGGGCUGCAUUAGUAAUCUCUUCAUCAAGAGGGUGACCAGUCCUCAGAUGGUGGUGAACCUGCUGAAGGCCAGAGACAACAUCAACGUUCCUCUGGACUGUCCUGCCGCCUCCAAGCCCCAGCAGAUUGUUGCCGCACCAUCCAAACACACCAGCAAGUCAAAGGGGAAGAACAAGAAGCCAUCUGGGUCACGCAGUCGCAACACUAGGGAGUCAUGCCAGGGGGUGCUGGUGAAGCCGGAAGUUGGGGCAGUGCAAUUUAGCGGCUCAACGCUAAGCUACCAACGCUAUGACUCAGUUCCUGCUUCACUGAGCUCCAAGCCUCACAUCUCGUUCGCCGUGAGGAUCAAUUCAUCGGAAGGUUUGAUCCUCUACGCGUCGGACGGCGUCCUGACACUGGGUGUGUCAAAGGGUCAUUUGAUCCUUUCGCUGGGCAGGAAGAGGAAGGUCAACCUGCGCAGUCGCACCAAGAUAAAUGACAAGCGAUGGCACACGGUGUUCAUUAAGUGUGGCAUAGACAAAAUCAGCUUGGUCGUGGAUGGCCUCGGCGCUCAGUCUAGGAAGAUUCCUGCUGGUCACCGCAGACACAUCAGCGCACCAUUGUAUGUAGGAGGACUGCCACAACAAUCUCCAAUGUCUGCCACCCCUCCUGGCUUCGUCGGUUGCCUCCGUGACCUGAUGCUGAACGAGAGACCGGCAGGAAGCCCCUCACACAGCCAGGGUGUGGUCCCUUGCUUCCAGAAGCAUCUGCAACCUGGCGCCUUCUUCACAGGCGAGGGAGGACAUGUGGUCUUAGAUGAGCUGCUCGUCCUGGAUGGGAACCUGGAAAUCAGACUGGAAGUGCGUCCACUGUCCGACUCCGGCCUGCUGUUGCAUGCUGGGACAAUGUCCGGCCAGCAUCUGACGUUGACAAUGCACAGGGGAGAGGUGAUUGUGUCCAUGAACAGCGGCAGUAGUGAUGCCUCUUUAUCAUUAGCACCAGAGGAGGCUCUCUGCAAUGGGCGCUGGCACACCAUCGCAGUGAUGAAGAAGAACAACAUCCUCCGGCUCCAUGUGGACGCAGUCAGUCAACGUGGUCCCGGACCCAGACAUGGCCCAUCGGCAGGGACCAGAGAGGCAGUUUACGUGGGAGGACUUCCUGAUGCAGUUGCUGCGUCACCAAGUCUACCUAGCUUCCAUGGGUGCAUCCGCCACGUAAUCAUCAACGGUCGUCCCACCCCCUUCACCAAAGUUCUGUCAGUUAGUGGCAGUGUGGGCACACACGGCUGCCCAGCCGCCUAG
This is a messenger RNA of Nerophis lumbriciformis (worm pipefish), 11040 nucleotides long. NCBI's taxonomy places the organism in Eukaryota, Metazoa, Chordata, Actinopteri, Syngnathiformes, Syngnathidae. The record is from RefSeq and is a predicted model, not a curated record.